CAAAUGCUGCGAUGUUCGGGAUGUACAAAGUACAACUUUGUUGCCAUUCUAAGCCAUUCCCAGUAAAAUGCCUCUAAAAGGCGUUAAAGUGCUGGAAUUUGUAGGACUAGCUCCAGGCCCACUAUGCGGGAAAAUACUAAGCGAUUUUGGGGCCCAUGUAACACGCAUUGACAAGGUGGUUGAGAACUCAUUCGAUGUGUUGCAUAAUGGGAAGCGGUCUGUUGCUGUAAAUUUAAAGAUGGCAGCUGGCCAGAAGUUGGUGCAACGUCUUGCUGCCAAACAUGAUGUGCUUAUCGAGCCAUUUCGACCUGGCGUCAUGGAGAAACUCAACUUGGGUCCUGCGCAGCUGUGGGCCGACAAUCCUCGUCUCAUUUAUGCACGCCUUACCGGAUUUGGGCAGGAGGGCAGACUGGCACAGCGUGCUGGCCAUGAUAUUAACUACGCAGCCAUCUCUGGGGUACUUUCUAUGUUGGGCCGUCACCAGGAGAAGCCCACUGCACCCAUUAACCUGCUGGCGGACUUUGCCGGCGGCAGCGUCCUGUGUGCUUUGGGAAUAUGUCUGGCCUUGCUCGAGCGCCACCAUUCUGGCCGAGGCCAGAUUGUGGAUGCUGCUAUGGUGGACGGUACAGCGUAUGUGGCCAGUUGGUUAUUCAUGUCGCGUGGUCUCAGCAUUUGGGGGAAGGAACGCGGUAAAAAUGUGCUAGAUGGCGGAGCCUAUUUUUAUGAUACCUAUGAAACGAAAGAUGGAAAAUAUAUGUCAGUGGGCGCCUUGGAGCCCCAGUUCUUUGAGGUGCUUAAGCAACGCCUCAAUCUGCCCGAAGAGCUUUCGCAGUAUGGUCCCGAAGAUCAGGCGCUGGGAAAAAAGCUGCUGACCGAAGCGUUUUUGGCAAAAACUCAGGAGGAAUUGUCAGAGCUAUUCGAGGAUUUUGAUGCCUGCGUGUAUCCUGUUGUCGAUUGGCAAGACGUCAUGAAGCACGAUCACAAUGCAGAGCGGCAGGCGUUUGAUCGCUUCGGUGAUACCUGGGCGCCACGUCCAGCUCCGCGUUUAAGUCGCACGCCCGGAAAAUUGCGCUCGACCUGCCAGCAGCAGUCGAUAUUUGAAGAAAUAGACUUGAAGCCAGCUGAGAUGCAAAAGUUGGUGGCUGAUGGAGUUUUAAUUUUGCCUUCUGAGGCAAAACUGUAAGCUAUGCUAUAUAAAUAUAUCUUUCUAGACAGACUUUUGCAAAUAAAUACAAGUAGUAUUUUUGUAAGGAGUAAAAAAA
Scaptodrosophila lebanonensis is the source of this 1262-nucleotide messenger RNA. RefSeq names its product alpha-methylacyl-CoA racemase (gene Amacr). The coding region runs from base 68 to 1183 and encodes 371 amino acids. Gene Ontology annotation, cellular component: mitochondrion. Gene Ontology annotation, biological process: bile acid metabolic process. Gene Ontology annotation, molecular function: alpha-methylacyl-CoA racemase activity. The transcript is spliced from 2 exons. NCBI's taxonomy places the organism in Eukaryota, Metazoa, Arthropoda, Insecta, Diptera, Drosophilidae. The record is from RefSeq and is a predicted model, not a curated record.